Molecule: messenger RNA, 2636 nt
Organism: Nothobranchius furzeri (turquoise killifish)
Lineage: Eukaryota; Metazoa; Chordata; Actinopteri; Cyprinodontiformes; Nothobranchiidae
Product: hsFATP2a_ACSVL_like domain-containing protein
Molecular function (GO): long-chain fatty acid transmembrane transporter activity; long-chain fatty acid-CoA ligase activity
Source: RefSeq, a predicted model, not a curated record
UCACCCACCACCGAUCAGACCGCGCACAUGGGGUUGAGUUUCUUCUCCCGGAUUAUUACCUGACUCUUAUUAGGAUGUUUCCGUUUACUGGUGGAUUUUGCACAUGAUCCCUGCUUGUGUGUGGAGGAAACAGCGUUAUGUGCAGUUUGCGCGCUCUUGUUGCGGGUGGCGUUCUUGCGUAAUAAUUGUUUUGAUCAGCAAGGGACGACCGACGACGCAACACGCGAGAACCUCGGUCAUUAAAAGAAGUGUGCGUUUACUCAUGCCCGAGGAGUGGAUGGUCGGGGGAGAAAACCCCGAUCUGACAGUUGGAGCGAUCCCGGGAGCGAAGGAGGGGGUUUGCGGGCCCAGAGGCUGGAGGCUGGAGCCGAGCGCCGCCCUCGAACCGAGCGUCUGAACUUUGGCACAUAUUUCAGAGACGAUCCGAACAGUUUCCUCCACCCCUGGUUCUGCUCCCCACUAACAUGUACAUGUGGCUGACGGCUGUGGCCGGCCUUGCCGUGCUGGUCGUGUCCUACAUCAGGAACUUUUAUCCUUAUUUUGGAGAGGAUUGUGCCUACAUCCUGAAGAGCCUCCGGCUGGGUUUAAGACUGAUCAGGUACAAGAGGUCCAGACCAUUCUACAGCAUCCUGGACCGCUUCCUGGACGCAGUGAGGACUCACCCCACCAAGACCUUUAUCCACUUUGAGGGUCGAGCCUACUCUUACGCGGAGGUGGACAAACGGAGCAAUAAGGUGGCCAGAGCCUUGCAGGCUGAAGCCCGGCUGAAGCAGGGAGACACCGUGGCUCUGUUUCUGCCCAACGAGCCCAGCGUCGUGUGGGUUUGGCUCGGUUUAGCCAAACUGGGCUGCCCGGCUGCUCUGCUAAACUUUAACAUAAGGUCCAAAUCUCUGCUGCACUGUUUCUCCUGCUGUGGAGCCAGAGUGAUCAUCACUUCUCCAGAGUUGCAAGAAUCUGUGGAGGAGGUCCUGCCAACGCUGAAGGAGGAGGGUAUCCGCGUGUACCUGCUGUCUGAUAGCUGCAGUGCAGAAGGCAUCAGCUGUUUGUCCAACGAGAUCGAUAAGGCCUCGGAUGAGCCGCUGUCCAAGGACCUGAGGUCCAACAUCCACGUCAGGAGUACCGCUCUGUACAUCUACACAUCUGGAACCACAGGUUUGCCUAAAGCAGCCGUUGUGACCCACGAGCGGGUUUGGGCCGCCUCCUUCGUCCAGGCAGCAUGUGGCUCUACAGCAGAGGACAUCUUUUACAUCAAUCUGCCGCUCUAUCACAGCGCGGGCUUCCUCAUUGGGAUGAUUGGAGCCAUCGAGAGAGGCAUGACCACCGUCCUGAGGAGAAAGUUCUCUGCCUCUCAGUUCUGGGACGACUGCAGGAAGUACGAUGUAACAGUGAUGCAGUACAUCGGUGAAACUCUACGUUAUCUCUGCAACUCGCCCAAGAAAGAAAAUGAGAAGAAUCACAAAGUGAGAAUCGCGAUUGGCAACGGAGUGCGUAGUGACGUCUGGACAGAGUUUCUGAAUCGAUUCGGGGACAUCAAAGUCAGAGAGCUCUACGCUGCCACAGAGGGAAACAUCGGCUUCAUCAAUUACACCUCCAAGAUCGGUGCGGUGGGGCGUGUUAACUUUGUGCACAAGUUUUUCUUCCCUUUCACACUGAUCAAGUUUGACAUCGAUAAGGAGGAGCCAGUCAGAAACUCUGAGGGUCUCUGCAUCGAAGCAGGCACAGGUGAAACAGGACUUUUGGUUGGAAAGAUAACCCAGAGGUCUCCGUUUAUUGGCUAUGCUGGCAACAAGCAGCAGACCGAGAAGAAGAGGCUUCCUGACGUGUUAAAGAAAGGAGAUCUGUACUUCAACAGCGGCGACUUGCUUCGGUUCGACCACGAAAACUUUGUGUAUUUUCAGGAUCGAGUUGGUGACACUUUCAGGUGGAAAGGUGAGAACGUCGCCACGUCAGAGGUUGCCGACAUAGUGAUGAUGGCUCAGUGCAUCUUGGAAGCAAAUGUUUACGGGGUUAAAGUUGAAGGUCACGAGGGGCGGAUUGGCAUGGCAGCAGCCACUCUGAGGGAAGGAGAGAACUUCAACUGCACAGACGUCUACAAUCAGGUCGUCAACUACCUGCCAGCUUAUGCAAGACCCAGAUUUAUUCGAAUUCAGCCCUGCUUGGAGAUGACGGGAACAUUCAAGAUGAAGAAAGUGAAGCUGGUGGAGGAGGGAUUCAAUCCUGCUCUCAUUAGAGAUACGUUAUACUUUCUGGAUUCAGAGACAAAGACUUACAUUCCUCUAACAGAUGAGAUCUACGAGGCCAUCAUUUCGAUGGAAAUCAAACUCUAACAUGAGCUUAAGUUCUACAUAAAAGCUUGUGUUUGUUGGUUUUAAUUUAAGACACAACAGCUCUUAAUAAUCCACUAAUCUCAGGGACAAACUCAAAAACACAUCAUGUUUGAAGAGACUAUUUUUACUUACACAACUGUCACAGCUUUAUUUGAACCACUUCUUUAAUAAAAAACAUGUCUGUCUUCUCUUAAGGAUGUCAGCAAUUUAUCAGUUUACCUGUUUUAUCCUGUUAAAAUGACUGAGUCAAGUGUUCAAUGGUGAUGAGGGUUUUGUUUUAUAUCAACAAUAAAAUGAAGUGGAAAUGGA